AUGAUGCUGAUACCACCUGCUGUGACUCCCUCGGUCAACUCUGUUCCCUCCGACUACCGCACGGACCAAAAGGCCACCGACAAGCCCCCCUUUCCCCCUAAGCGUCUCUUCAACCACCCACCAGACAGCCAGGCAGUGGCUGAGCCCAAAUCCUCUCGACUGGGGUCAACGCACAAGUCGGCCUCGGAGGGCUUCGCCACGCCACCCUCGUCGGCAUUUUUGGGCGCAUUUAAGGCUCCCCUUUCGGUACCGCCGUCGGUCAACUUUGGGCUUAACGCCUGCCUUUCACCAGAGCCGACUUCCGUCCAGAACAACCGACCCUACCACUACGGAUCACCGGAAAUCUCGGAAAUCGACGACGUGAGUUAA
Messenger RNA from Mesocestoides corti, 369 nucleotides. NCBI's taxonomy places the organism in Eukaryota, Metazoa, Platyhelminthes, Cestoda, Cyclophyllidea, Mesocestoididae. The record is from the annotation of a GenBank genome assembly.